Messenger RNA from Thalassophryne amazonica, 2047 nucleotides. RefSeq names its product stearoyl-CoA desaturase (delta-9-desaturase) (gene scd). The record is from RefSeq and is a predicted model, not a curated record. NCBI's taxonomy places the organism in Eukaryota, Metazoa, Chordata, Actinopteri, Batrachoidiformes, Batrachoididae. The transcript has 5 exons. The coding region runs from base 25 to 996 and encodes 323 amino acids. Gene Ontology annotation, molecular function: stearoyl-CoA 9-desaturase activity; iron ion binding; palmitoyl-CoA 9-desaturase activity. Gene Ontology annotation, biological process: response to fatty acid; unsaturated fatty acid biosynthetic process. Gene Ontology annotation, cellular component: endoplasmic reticulum membrane.
AGCAUCAUUGUACUGCCAUCCGCGAUGACGCAAGCAGAGGACAAGCGGACAUCCAGCGUUGAGAACAGAGAUGACAUUUUUGACCAUGCGUACAGGGAAAAAGAAGGCCCCAAACCCCCCAGAAAAAUUGUGUGGAAAAAUGUCAUCUUGAUGGGUCUGCUGCACACAGGAGCAGUGUACAGUCUGCUCCUCAUCCCCUCAGCAUCUGCUCACACCUUGAGUUGGUCUGUAUUUUGUUUCAUGUUCAGCGCUUUAGGAAUCACUGCCGGAGCUCAUCGCCUGUGGAGUCACAGAUCCUACAAGGCCUCAUUACCGCUCAGGAUCUUUCUUGGUUUAGGGAAUUCCAUGGCGUUUCAGAACGACAUCUUUGAGUGGGCUCGAGAUCACAGAGUUCACCACAAAUACUCCGAGACAGACGCCGACCCCCACAACGCUAGCCGAGGCUUCUUCUUUGCUCACAUUGGCUGGCUUCUGGUGCGCAAACACCCUGAUGUUAUAGAAAGAGGUCGUAAGCUGGAUCUCAGCGACCUGAUGGCUGACAAAGUUGUGAAGUUACAAAGAAAGUAUUACAAGCUGUCGGUGGUGCUCAUGUGCUUCUUGGUGCCCACGGUGGUGCCUUGGUACGUGUGGGGCGAGUCCCUGUGGGUGGCCUACUUCCUCGCCACUGUGCUGAGGUACACCUUGGUGCUGAAUGCCACCUGGCUGGUCAACAGCGCAGCUCAUAUGUGGGGAAACAGGCCCUAUGACAGGACCAUCAACCCCAGAGAGAACGUGUUUGUCGCCUUCAGCGCCAUAGGUGAGGGCUUUCACAACUACCACCACACCUUCCCCUACGACUAUGCAACCGGAGAGUUUGGAUGGAAAUUGAACUUUACCACUUGUUUCAUUGACUUGAUGUGCUUCUUGGGCCUGGCGAGGGACUGUAAGAGAGUGAGCCACGAUGUGCUCGUGGCUCGGGUACAGCGGACCGGAAACGGAAGCCACCGGGCCGGCUAACCCUGAACUCUGACCGGCUUCCAAAAACAUCCAAGGAAAGUCCUCAGCGCCAUGUUUCGCUCACUCCAAAGUUAAUUGACUUCAGCAAGGUUUUGACCACCAUUUGCUCACUUUUUUUUUUGUAGUUCUGACUAAAUUGCUCAAGGUGGAUUAAAGAAAAAAGUCUUUGCACAUUUUGCGGAGACUUGAGCCUCAGUUCUGAGACAAGGUCGUGCAGUGAUCUAAAUUAUUGUAUCAUCAAAGUUUGCAAGAAAUUCACUUUAAUAGCCAACUUGACUGUGAUCACAUGGAGUUAAUAAUUUCCUGUAACUGUGAAUCAGUUAUUCAGAAUCAAAGAGAACUAGAGCGGUGAACUCCAGAGGGUCUGAGUUUCAGCUGGUUUUUGAGGAGUGUUGCACUUUACAUCUUUGUUAGAAAUGAACUUUUGUUAUUGUUGUGGGGGAAAAAGCACGAGUGUGUGAGAUGAAAUGCAGAAGUAAUACUUGAUAGCAGACUGAGGAAACCCGGAUAUUCUUCCCAUCACGUGAUGAUAGUCCUCUCCAGUGUAGCAAUGCUGAAAUUAUACUUCAGACUCCGGUUUAGGCACUGAUGUCAUCAAAGCCGUACCGAGAUCAGCUAGUAUGACCAGCAGUCACACCACAAGGUGGAAGUUGUGGAUCCGAAUCGAAAUGUUCCAGGAGUCAUCAUCCCUGAUAAAUGCUCAGAGCAGCACGACGUCAGCUCACUGCACCAACUGUAGGCUUUAAAUUAAUUGGAUGUAGACAACGUAUUGUAAUGAAGGAAAAGAAUGCAGUGGAUUAGAACAUUUGGAGCUACAACUUUAGUGAUGUAAUUCCACAAAACCUGUUUCGUUGUUUACUCGUAGCCUGUGUUGUCCAGAAAAUAUUCCCACAGAAGAGCCCAAAUUGACUCUUAAUGGUGCAAAAUGAACAAAAACUGUCCGGGUGUUGUGAGGACAGAAUACAAUAAAGAUGCCAUUCAAUACUUUGUGACGUUGUUGGCUUUCAUUAAGACUUUCCUGAGCCUUUGGAAACUUCUAGGCAUCUAUCCU